UUCGUGUCAAAGUCAACAAGUCUGAAUUCAGUCGUUUUGCGGUUUCUCUUGGUCGAGGGAAAUGAGUGGUGUGCGAACUGUUGGUGUGGUGCUGUUUGGCUGUGGCACGGUCGGAAAGGCUGUGCUGCGACGCCUCGCAGCCGCUCAGGCUCAUCACGCCGACAAGUUUCAGUUGGCAUUCAAAGUGAGGGCUGUCGUCGACAGUGCAGGCGCUGUGCUCUCGGAGGAUGAAGUGGACAGCGACGCCGUCCUCGAGUGCAAGGAGCAGCACCAGCCGUUGUCUGGGCUCCCUGGCUUUGUGGUGAAAGAGGAAGCAACUGGGAAGCUUCAGGCUCUCCAACAGGAACCAAACAUCUUUGUUGAUUGCACCGCGACGGACGGCAUCAUGGGGCUCUUGCAGGAAGCGCUGACCAAGGGUGCAGGCGUUGUGUUUGCAAACAAAAAGUGCUUGACAGCCUCCAUGGACGACUUCCAUAAGUUUGUGCAUCCACGCCACAUGCGGCGCUGUCGCUUUGAAUCCUCUGUCGGUGCCGGCACGCCCUUUGUCGCCAGCACGCAGCGCGUUGUUGCCGCCCACGACACCAUCAACUCCAUCCAAGGCACGUUUAGCGGCACCCUCGGGUACAUCACGUCGGGUCUGGAUGACGGCCGCCGGCUGAGCCAGCUGGUGCAGGAGGCAUAUGACCGCGGCUUUACAGAGCCAGACCCAAGGUGCCAAUGUGACUCUACUGCCCGGCAGUUCCAUCUUCAUCCUUGA
This is a messenger RNA of Salpingoeca rosetta, 757 nucleotides long. RefSeq names its product homoserine dehydrogenase. The record is from RefSeq and is a predicted model, not a curated record. NCBI's taxonomy places the organism in Eukaryota, Choanoflagellata, Craspedida, Salpingoecidae. The coding region runs from base 62 to 757 and encodes 231 amino acids. Gene Ontology annotation, biological process: aspartate family amino acid biosynthetic process. The transcript is spliced from 8 exons. Gene Ontology annotation, molecular function: homoserine dehydrogenase activity; aspartate kinase activity; NADP binding.